AUGCACUUUUGUGUUAUUCUGUAUUUUUCAUGUCACGUUGUGCUGAUGUAUUUCUCUGGUUCGCAUCCACUUAUAAUUUUAUAUUUCAAACCCCGUAUGAAAAUUCAUUCGAUCACACACACAGCGAGUACAUCGACAAAAGAGCACAAGACGUGCUCUUCUCGUAAACUGCACUACAAAAAAACAGAUCAGGAUCCUCUUGCGAACCAGCGAGAAUACAUGUGUGCGCUGAACGCAGUGAAAAUUGAAAGAUUGUUGGCCAAGCCAUUUGUCAGGAAUGUGGAGUGUUUUGGUGAUGGAGUCACCCGUGUGAGUGUGUGGGAUCAUUUAAUUGCAUCUUGCACGUACACGGACGAGAUCGUGGUCAGAAGCGGAAGUGAUGUUAUAAUGACCGGGCAUGUUGAUGGGCUUAAAGACAUAGCAGCUGCAAGGAAUGGGGUGUUUAUAGCCUGUAGCAACCGUUUGCUGUUCUAUAACAACAAUAUUUUCUUCACAAAUGAGAGUGGUAGGGAAAAAAGUUGCGAAGAAGAAAUGGUUGAAGACAGCAGGAUGAAAAAUAGUUACGUAAAAACGGCACAUGAAACGAUGACUGGUCCAAAUAUGGAAAAUAUGUUCUGCGUUAAGGCCAAAGGGAACGCCGGAAAUAUCCCUGCUACCAAGUUUUGGACAUUUUCUGAAAAUUUGAAUUGCAUCUUUGCUGGUAAAGACACACUCGUGUGUUCCGGUGAUGGCUUCAUCAAAACGAUCAAUUCAUACGGAAAGGUUGCAGCAACCAUGAAAUGUAACGAUAGUUACAGAGGAGUUAAGCAGAACAAUGAAAUUUUCUUCUGUCGUUCGCAGCGCAAUCUAGAUUUAAUUGAUGAGAAGAGCCAGAGUGUCAUAAUUUCCGAAAGAUUCGGUUUCAAAACUAACGAUAUUGCGUUCAAAGACAACGUCUACUUCGUUACUGCCAACGAAGACAGCUUCGUGUAUUUGCACGAUGUUCGUAGACUGAACGUUCCUGUUGCAAAGUUCGUAGGACAUGUCAAUUCUGUAACAAGCAUUGACUUUGUUGACAACGAAAUUGUUACAGGAAGCAUCGAUAAGACAGUGAGAAUAUUUAACUCUUAUGAUAGAUUGGCACGAGAUGUGUACCAUAGCAAGCGAAUGCUUGCGGUUAACGCUGUUUCCGUAUAUAAAAAACGCUUUAUUCUGAGCGGAAGCGAAGAUGGAAAUGUCAGACUGUGGCGGUUGCAUGCAUCCGAAAAAGAGAAUAUGAGCAGAAGAGAAAAAAAUGCGCUGGAAUGCAAUCGAAUGCUAAAGGAGAAGUAUUACCAUGUGGGUGAUGUCAGAAGGAUCGAUAGGCACCGUUUCCUACCCAAAGAACUAAAAGGUAGAAUAAGAAACGAGACAGAGCAUCACAAAGCGGUAGAAAGAAAGCGAAACCGUGUAAUGGAAAAGAAACCGGAAUAAAUAUUUUAUGUUGAGUGCUUGAACAUUUGUUUCUGGCAGAGAAGCUGAA
Molecule: messenger RNA, 1501 nt
Organism: Vavraia culicis subsp. floridensis
Lineage: Eukaryota; Fungi; Microsporidia; Pleistophoridae
Exons: 1
Coding region: 1-1452 (483 amino acids)
Biological process (GO): maturation of SSU-rRNA from tricistronic rRNA transcript (SSU-rRNA, 5.8S rRNA, LSU-rRNA)
Cellular component (GO): small-subunit processome; nucleolus
Molecular function (GO): protein binding
Source: RefSeq, a predicted model, not a curated record